UCUUUUAGCGUCCUCCUGUGGCAUCUAGUGUCUGUGCAACACGAAUGACGUUUAUAAAACUUGUCACAAAGCCGGAAGAGAGUCCUGUUUAUAUCUGCCCUGCCAUAAAUGUCACACAUAAAGAAGAGAAGACGGUGACUUUAGACGCGACGGCUGCAGAAGCAGAGAGGAGCAGCUGUGAUAUGGGAUUUCAUAUCUUUUUCUUUGUACCCAAUGUAAUUGGUUAUAUUCGGAUUCUUCUCGUUCUCAUUGCCUGGAUUCUGUAUAGUGAUCCAAGGAGUUUUGUGCCCUUGUAUGUGUUAUCAAUUAUAUUGGAUGGCGUGGAUGGCUGGGCGGCCCGUCGGCUGCAGCAGACAUCCAGGUUCGGAGCGUGGCUGGAUGUGGUCAUUGACAAUUUAGGACGAGGCAUGAUCUGGAACAUGCUUUAUGAGUGGGGCUGGCUGGUGUCUUCAGUGGAGUGGUGUGUAUUUGUGUGCAACCACAAUGCCAGAGGUGCCCAGUGGAAGAACUCGUUCACGGAGAGCCCAGUUUGGGUGCGGGCAGUGAUGGCAAAAGGCUUCAAGACACCUUUGGGCAUUCUGACAAUAGCAGGCCUCCAUGUUUUACCUGUGUGGCUGUAUGGCUACCAGUACGAGGUGCUGUCGCAGACCCUCUUUGUCCCAAACUGGCUACAGAUUCUGGGGAUUCUGGUGCUGACAGCGGGACGCUUACUGAGCUUUGCAGUUGAGAUGUGGUGCAUCGUAACCCAUUUGAGAUUCUUAAUAGAUGAAGAGGAAGAAAAGAAGAACUAGGGAUCUCUAAAGGCUCAUUUAGGAUGUAGUAAGGGUUUCCGUUUGAAAUUCAUAUUUACUGAGGCUUCUGGUCUCUGUUAUAUCUCUGUUACUGAGCUUGUUGAAUGUCAUUUAUGGAAAAGAAAAAACAGUUUAGCAGGGAGUAAUGUUGCAGGGAUCUAUUUAUAUUUUCUUGAAAACCCUAAAAAAGCCUCCUUUCCUUAACACUGCAUUUAAGGACUCUGGCUAUAUAUAUGCUAGAGUCCUUAAAUGCAGUUUUUAUGAAAGGAGGAUUUUUGCACUGUAACUGUUACAUUAUUAUUCUUUUUUUUUUUUUUUUUAGAAAUUCUUGAUGCAAAAAUUGCACUUUAUGUAUUUAUUGUUUGGGACUUUUAUUGUUUCUGCAUUUCAAACAGUAAUGUAUGGCACUUGUAACAGUAAGGUCAUGAGUCUGAUUCUCAGGAAAUGUAUGAACAGAUCAAAUGUUCCUAGAAAUAAGCAUCUGGUAAAUGCAUAAAUGUAAAAAUAAUCAAUAGCUGUGCAAAUAAAAGGUAUUAAUUUGAAAUAUAA
Molecule: messenger RNA, 1340 nt
Organism: Cyprinus carpio (common carp)
Lineage: Eukaryota; Metazoa; Chordata; Actinopteri; Cypriniformes; Cyprinidae
Biological process (GO): phospholipid biosynthetic process
Cellular component (GO): membrane
Molecular function (GO): phosphotransferase activity, for other substituted phosphate groups
Source: RefSeq, a predicted model, not a curated record